AUGUCUUCACAUUCUGGCUCUCGGCGCUGGGCCUACCAGCAACACCCACAACAGGACCUUCCUUCCUCACGCCCUGUCCAUGCUGCACACCUCAACCUCGAUCGCGCGUACUCGUUUGAAAGAGAACCUACUCGACGAUCCAACACAGCCCUGAAGAAUGGCACGCGGCCUCGAAGCAGUCCUCGCUUGCCUAGAACAUUGAAAGACGCGUUCGAUGCGACAUCGCGAACAGCCGCCAUGGACCCAAACGAACACACCGCAAUGCCUGAUCGCACGCCCAGUCCAAGCAGCAGACGACGGCAGCGAAAUUUGACGCUGCCUUUCCCUUUAGCAGCAGUCACCAGUCCUCCCCCGGGCGAACUCCUAGAGACCUACCAGCGCAUCAACGACGCAGACGACUUGGCGGAUCUGGUAUCGGAGGACGAUCUGGACAUCGACCCCCCAGAAAUGCUAUCGCGACGAAGCUCCAAAGAGCGUAAGCGGCGUCGAGAGUCCCCUGGAUCGCUGAAUCUUCGUUACACACAGGGGGAAGAGAGGGACGAUAACUUGGGGCCGGUUUUCAGCUAUCUGGACGACGUUACAGAUGACCAUGCGCGAGGGAAGUUGUCAACAUAUAAACGCGAUGAAGAGCGUUUGAACCGCGUCACUGCGAGCCAAUCGCCCGUCUUCAGCAAGGCCAAGGUUGGCUCAAUGGCAGACAGUCUCCAAAGACGCGACUCUGACCCGCCAACAACAGAAGAAGCCCGGGAUUUCCUUGGGGAAGAUGGCCUUCGUCUUGGGCUGAAUGUGCCUAAAAAUUGGGGGAAUAAGGCAAAAAACCAUCGACAAUGGUUGAGCUCUUUUUCGCGACCAGAAGCAGAAACCCUUCGUGGUGAAACGCCUGGGGCCCUCACUGAACGAGCAAGAAAAACUAGAGUUGAAUCUAGGAGCCGUUCUCCUCGGCCUAGCAAUGCCUCUCCUUCGCGGAAAAGCGAUGAAUUCAGAGAAGGGCGUGAACAAAUAUCGGAAAGAUCUCGCCUGGGAGCUCCUCCUUCUGACGGGCUUCACAAUCAUUCUCGGGCUAGAUCACGGUCGUUAGGGAGGGCUGGCCUAACCGGCGACGCCAUUCCAAAUACACCCGUCACCAUCUACAAAUCGACUUCCAGAGAUCGGACACAAAAGACGCGAAGUGAUUCUCGAGACCUUCUCCGCAAAUUGGCCCGCACCGAAAGCCCUAAUCAACAUAGCACCCCAGAACAAAAGAAGCCGAUAGAAACACCGCUUCCGGAGAAAACGCCUGUAGUAAUAGGCGCCUGGAUCGACACGCCGAUGACCGUGCGAAACCCGGACACAAACGGGGAGGACGAGACCAAAGAAAUCGAUUCUCCAAGCAAGUCGGCUCCCAAGUCUACGGUAAUACCAAUACUACGUCCAUCGGGCUCUGGCGAAGAGUCUGAACGCAAAUCGACCGAUGUAGCCAGGUCGGGGGCUCACGCUGGGAAGGCUUCUGCUAAAUCUAAUAUCCCACCCGAAAAGGCCCUGAAUGAUGACAGCAUGGAGAAGAAACCACCACAACCAGGACUCAUCAAGCCCAAGAUACCAAAGAGUGCACUCGAGGGUAUUCUUGAGGAUGCAAAAUCAAACGCCGAUCCUUUGAACUUGGAUUUAGGCGAUGAUACGAUCAACUCCCUACAAGGAAUCAUCAACAAUGCGGACUCAGGCUCGUCGAGAUUUAUGAAGAUGAAAGAAGAAUCUCUCGGAAGAGAACUUGACGCAAUUGAGUCUGAUUUAGAUCAGCAACCAAUUGACGAUAAACCGCAGCAGUCACUGGACCACAUGGGGUCGAAGUUACAGUCAAUUAUCUACAGUAUCCGCGAUGCUCGUACGGGUCUCAAUGAUCUACACGAGGCCCUCACAUCGGACAACAGCAAUGAAGCAAUACACAUCAAACGUUGCGAAACAUGUGGCACUCCUCAACGUGAUGGACGCAUUUAUGUCGCCAUUCCCAUCCCUCGACUCUGGCGACGAGACCACGUCUCUCGCCACUUGCGUCUAACAUAUCUCGGUUGGUUGGUUGUCAUUUUCGCUUGCUGGUACAUCUCUGAAAGCACCAUGUGCGACUACUACUGCCACCCAGCAAUCGCCGAAGUCUGCGACGGCUAUUGCCUGCAACCAGAUGCUCCUCAAUUCCCCUUUACACUCCCCACGAUGCUCUGGCGCUGGUCACAUCUUUCCAGCGUCUUCUCUCCAAUAAUCACCAUCUUCAUCGCUUUUUUCCGCCUCAUUGCGCAAAUCCUGGGCGUAUGGGACGGAUAUGUCGACGAUAAUUAUCUUUCAGACUUUCGAUCUUCUCCUUCGUCAGCUUCAUCUUUCAAUCAUGUUCCCGUUGACAAUCCCCAACUUGAAAGUAGGAAUGGCCUAUUUGGUCUGUGGCCUGCCGGCUUCGAAAAGGCCUCGACGUUCACCUCUACCACUGCAGCUGCAGCUACCUCCACCAGUAUUCCGACUAUUUUGCAAAAGGUCAUUACGGAUCCUCGAGAUGCCGUUGUUGAUGAUAGCAUGGAUGGCGAUGAGAUAUUGUAG
Messenger RNA from Talaromyces atroroseus, 2562 nucleotides. RefSeq lists its product as hypothetical. Lineage: Eukaryota; Fungi; Ascomycota; Eurotiomycetes; Eurotiales; Trichocomaceae. The record is from RefSeq and is a predicted model, not a curated record. The transcript has a single exon. Bases 1 to 2562 code for a protein of 853 amino acids.